CCUACUGUCUAAUUGGUCGAUGUAAUUGUGUACAUGCAUUAGAAAUAUAAUGGGAGUAGGUAGUAUAUAAAAUAGCUAUAGAGCAGAUUUGUCAUAUGAUAAUAAAAAUAUCACAGGUGUGAGAUUAUUGGCAACAUAACUAACAGAACAGUGUGGGUCUGCCAGCUUGCAACCUCCGGUCCAAAUGAAAAUAAUGUUUGCUUGAUUUAUAUUAAGAUUACGUCUUUUAAGAGACCCGAUCCCUUCAAUUGAUAGCUGUUCUUCCCCUUCCCACUUAUAUCAUCAUUAUUUACGCCCAUGUGUGUGGGAUUUAAAAAGCAGUGGAGAUCAGUUUGAAAAUGAAUGCGUCUGUGGACUCGACCCAAUAGAAGCCACUCCUGUACAACCUGAGGGUCUUUCCAAUUGGAUUUUCGCUUUAGAUUCGCAUAGAGACGUGCGGAAAUGGGAAAGAAGACCGGUGAUGCUAACAAGAGCUGCGGAAGGGUAGACGUGCAGAGCGUCAUCCCCAAGCGAAGACAGGAUUUGCUCAAGUGGAACGGCUGGGGUUACAACGAUUCCAAAUUCGUAAUCAAAGAUGGGAUCGUUCAUUUCACCGGAAACAGAUAUCCGAUUGGUGAAUUGGCUCUGCCGUAUUUCACUCAAUGGGCAAAGGAUGUACUCGGAUUGGACUUGCAGUCUGUGAGGGAUUCGAAGCCGCCACCCACGUCCUCAAGUUACCCGCCGCCAAAUGUAUCGGACCAAGUGCUGAACGGCAUCGCCAACCUAGAGGUGAGCUACUCUGUGGACGUAGUGGACCGAGUGGUGCGGGCGCACGGUCACACUUUACACGACAUCCACACGUUGCGAGAAGGAACUUUUGAGCGUAUACCUGACGUGGUCGUGUGGCCGCAAAGUCACGACGACGUCGCCAAAAUCGUUCGCUUCGCCGACGACAAUAACCUGGUGGUGAUCCCGUUCGGCGGCGGCACCGCUGUAUCGGGUGCCGUGGAGUGUCCUCGGAACGAGCCGCGCACUAUAAUCUCGCUGGACACAUCGCAGAUGAACAGCAUCCUCUGGGUGGACGGCGAGAACCUGGUCGCUUGCUGCGAGAGCGGUAUCAUCGGACAGGACUUGGAGCGUGAGUUGGGCAAGCUCGGCUACAUGACCGGCCACGAACCGGACAGUUUCGAGUUCUCGAGCUUAGGCGGCUGGGUGGCAACGCGCGCCUCUGGCAUGAAGAAGAACGUGUAUGGUAACAUUGAAGAUCUGCUGGUGCACGUGAAGAUGGUCACGACUAAGGGAGUCUUGGAGAAGAGUUGCCAGGUACCGCGCAUGUCCUGCGGUCCGGACUUCAACCACGUCAUACUUGGUUCUGAAGGAUCGCUGGGUGUGGUGACAGAGGUGGUGCUGAAGAUUCGGCCGUUGCCGCAAUGCAAGAAGUACGGUUCCGUUGUGUUUCCGGACUUCGAGAGCGGUGUUAAGUGUAUGAGGGAGAUAGCGCGCGAACGCUGCCAACCCGCGUCUGUUCGACUGAUGGAUAACGAGCAAUUCAAGUUCGGACAAAGCCUGAAAGCCGUUCCUGGUAUGCUUGGCUUCCUCGUUGACGAAUUCAAGAAACUGUUGCUGACGAAGCUGAAGCGUUUUGAUCUAAAUAAGAUGUGCGUCAUGACUUUGCUGUUUGAAGGCGGCAAGAAGGAGGUCGAGGACCACGAGAAACGGAUAUACGCCAUUGCCAAGAAGUAUGGAGGUAUACCAGCUGGAGAGACGAACGGUCUCAGGGGUUACAUGCUUACCUUCGUUAUCGCCUAUAUUAGGGAUUUGGCAGCCGAUUUCAGCGUAGUCGCUGAAUCGUUUGAAACGUCUGUGCCUUGGGACAGAGCCCUUGCCCUCUGCAGGAAAGUGAAGCACCGGAUCGCCAUCGAGUGUAACCGCAGGAACAUCAAGCAUCACUUUGUCUGCUGUCGCGUUACACAAACCUAUGAUGCCGGAUGCGUGAUUUAUUUUUACUUUGCGUAUAAUUACGUGAACCACUCGGACCCAGUACAAGUGUAUGAAGAGAUCGAGGACGUUGCCCGGGAUGAGAUCCUCGCGGUCGGUGGCAGCAUAAGUCAUCAUCACGGUGUCGGCAAGCUGCGCAAGAAAUGGUAUCCGGCGACAGUGAGUCAGGUCGGCGUAGGUUUGUUCAGGAACAUUAAGAAGGAACUCGAUCCCAACAAUGUGUUCGCAACCGGCAAUCUUGUCGAAGCCAAAUUGUAGAAUCAGUCUCAAAUUCUAUUGUUUCCCUAUGUUUUUCUUCCUUAUUCAUUUGUUUUUUUUAUUCCAAUGGAGUAGAAGUUAUUGGUGUAUUUUAGUUACCGUAUCAGAAUAAUGUUUUCUAGUCAAAAUAUUCAACUUUCGUUCAACAUUUUUUUUGUACUUAUUAUCA
Messenger RNA from Nicrophorus vespilloides, 2404 nucleotides. Its product is annotated as alkyldihydroxyacetonephosphate synthase, peroxisomal. NCBI's taxonomy places the organism in Eukaryota, Metazoa, Arthropoda, Insecta, Coleoptera, Silphidae. Gene Ontology annotation, molecular function: alkylglycerone-phosphate synthase activity; FAD binding. Gene Ontology annotation, biological process: lipid biosynthetic process. The record is from RefSeq and is a predicted model, not a curated record. The transcript has 6 exons. Bases 442 to 2235 code for a protein of 597 amino acids.